Cuscuta campestris is the source of this 2661-nucleotide messenger RNA. The record is from the annotation of a GenBank genome assembly. Lineage: Eukaryota; Viridiplantae; Streptophyta; Magnoliopsida; Solanales; Convolvulaceae.
CUACUUCUGUUAGUCCUUCACCUGCCCAUCAUCAUCAUUUUCCGUCAAGAUUCUUGAUUUUCACCAUAGAUUUCUUCACACUUCCACGAAGAACAAUGCGCGAGAGCAUAAUAUCUGGAUAGGUUCCAGCCUCUGCUGCUAGAAAUGACGGUUUCAACAAGAUCUCAGGCCAUCAAUAGCCAAUCGCAGAAUGACCGGAAACCCAGAACCAGGCAGGGAAAUCAAGAAACCGGCGACCAAAUCGCCGUGCGGGGCCGGCACCAUGGGUUGAAAGAGAAGCUGGGAGCUCUGACCCUCUUCUACGAGCACCAAAAGCAAGCGCUCAAGAACCAAUCUCUGGAUCCGGAGGAGGAGCGGAGAUUCACCACCCACCCAAGCGUCGAUCUCCUCCGGUCUGGUAAAAAUGGUGGGGAAAAAAAAGAUUGCAGAGAGCCCAACAGACCAUUUGGGAAUGUGAUGAGGGAGAAUUCAUUGCACCCUCCAUUGAUUCAUCAUCCCCAGCUGGAGCUCGACGACGAGGGCAAGGAAAAUAAGAGUUGUAAUGUGGCCAGGAAGCUUGCACUUGGGAACUCAUCAGCUAUUCCUCCGAAUCUGUUGCCACGAAAAGGGGCUAAUAACAAGGAGAAUAGUGUUCAAGAAUCCGAGAAGGUGAGGAACAACGGUGGGGGUGGAGGAGGAGGAGGAGGGACUAGGAUUCUUGCUUUUGUGAGGCUAAGGCCAAUGGCUAAGAAGGAAAGGGAUGCCGGAGCUAGAAGUUGUGUGAAGAUUGUCGAUGGGAGGGAUGUUUACCUCACCGAAUUCGCCACGGAGAACGAUUAUCUCAGGCUACGAAGACUCCGUGGCAGACAUUUCACCUUUGAUGCCUCCUUCCCAGAAUCUGCUUCUCAGCAACAAGUCUAUUCCACAACAACAGCAGAGCUUGUAGAAGCAGUGCUGCAGGGAAGGAAUGGGUCAGUGUUCUGCUAUGGGGCAACAGGAGCAGGAAAGACACACACAAUGCUUGGUACAGUUGGGAACCCUGGUGUUAUGGUGUUGGCAAUCAAGGAUCUGUUUGCCAAGAUAAGGCAAAUGAGUUUUGAUGGAAACCAUGUUGUUCGUCUCUCCUAUCUGGAAGUCUACAAUGAGACUGUAAGGGACUUACUUUCCCCCGGAAGGCCAUUGGUCCUUCGGGAAGACAAACAGGGGAUUGUAGCUGCCGGGCUUACACAAUAUAGGGCAUAUUCCACAGAUGAGGUUAUGGCAUUGCUUCAGCAGGGAAAUCGUAACAGAACUACAGAGCCAACUCGUGCCAAUGAAACAUCUUCGCGUUCUCAUGCCAUUCUGCAGGUUGUGGUUGAGUAUUGCACUAAAGAUGAUGCUUCAGGUAACAUAGUGAGCCGAGUGGGAAAACUAUCAUUGAUUGAUCUUGCUGGGUCAGAAAGAGCACUUGCCACAGACCAGAGAACACUGAGAUCUCUUGAAGGAGCCAACAUAAACAGGUCACUUCUAGCACUCAGCAGCUGCAUCAAUGCACUGGUGGAAGGGAAAAAACACAUCCCGUACCGAAACUCUAAGCUUACUCAAUUGCUUAAGGACUCCCUUGGUGGAGCAUGCAAUACUGUCAUGAUUGCUAACAUCAGCCCAAGCAAUCUUGUGUUUGGUGAAACCCAAAACACACUCCAUUGGGCUGAUCGAGCCAAACAAAUCCGAACAAAGGCUUAUGAUGUGCACGAGGAAAUUCAAAUUCCUGAAUCGGAAACUGAUCAGGCCAAGCUAGUACUGGAGUUGCAAAAGGAGAACCGCGAACUCCGUACACACUUGGCUAGCCAGCAGCAAAAACUGCUAGCCAUUCAAGCACAAAAUUUGGCAGCAAAUGCAUCAUCUCCUGCUCCUUCCACAGUUUCCUCUCACCUUUUGUCCCCUGCUUGGCCAAGUGAGAAAAGAAAAAUGAAGCCCUCUUUCUUGGGUGGUGGCAAUUGCUUCACCCCAGAUUCGAAGAAAAGGGCUGCAGAUGAAACGGUCAAGGAGCUGAGGAAAACAGUCAAGGCGCUGGAGGCUGAGAUUGAGAGAAUGAAGAAGGAUCAUGCAUUUAAGAUGAAGCAAAAAGACAGUUUUAUCCAUGAGCUUUCGCUGAAGAUUUCAAAACCAACAGCAGUGGGAGUAGGAGAAGGAGGGGUUCUAAAGAAGGUGAUCACAAGGGCAAGCUUACGACCAAAAAAGCCAAACAAGGACGAGUUGAAGAGUCCCUGUCAUCGUUUUGUCUCUCCAGCAGCUCCCACUUCUAAAAAACGUAGUUUUUGGGACACGACCUCAGCAAAUAGUCCAUCACUUGCCACGCUAAAUGGAAGAAAGACCAGAAGCCAUGUCGCUGCCGAACUUACAACAGCUCCCUCCAAGCUUCUCCAGCUUGCAUAUCCAUGUUUCUGGUUUGUGUUCUUUGUGGGGCCGCAUGUCUUCAAUUUCAUCACUCACCAGCCAGGAUUUGCUUGGCCAAGACCUGAAACUGUAAAGCCGUAGAAGUCGCAGCAGCCAAGGGCAAGCAGAUUCUUAACAAUCCACAAGAGUUUCCCAAGAGCCACAUUCCUCUUCUUGUAGUUUACCCCCCGCCCAAACUAGAGGUUUCUUGCAAAUUCUUAACAAACUCAACAAUGACUCACAUAUCCCCAAUUGUUAGGUUUUUGU